UUAGGUCGUGGUCUGAUAGCUGGUACGUGGAUCUAGCCAGUAGCCACAGUUUUAUGAUUACGUUUUUAUAAAUCCGUAGGUUACUAAGGUCAGAAAUAGUUGAAGAUCCAUAUGGUCAAGAAAGGAGUGUGAAUUGUUGAAUUUGUUGUAAAAGUUAUUUUACUGCAUUCUGACUGAUGCAACAACAUGUCAACACAUGUCAAUCGUCCGCUCUUCUGGAUAAUCAGGAGGUACACUGGGGAAUAUCUCCGAAAAUGUAACAUUUUGAACGAGCGAACACUAGGACGAGUUUCCGGUGUUUCUGUCGGUUACAAACAGAACUCAACGGGAGACGCAAACACCUGUCAUGUCAACAAUGUUCCGACCAUUUGGAGCGCAGGAGGCGGCAGGGGCAGUGGCUCAGAGCGGACUACUCUCCUCAAGUCAGUUGCUGUUGGGUUGGGACUCGGUAGUGCGGCAGUUCUGCAUUUCAGAGGGGACGAGGAGGACAACGUUUGUGAGAGGAGAGGUUUACUUUGUGAUUCGAUCCUAGAACGUGUCUUGCCAACAGCCCACUGUGCCUCUCCUUUUAAACCCGACAGUCCACGAUUCAAGUUCAACUUCAUUGCGGAUGUGGUGGAAAAAUCUACGCCCGCUGUCGUGUAUAUUGAAAUCGUCGGCAGGCACCCGUUCUCUGGUCGGGAAGUCCCCAUCUCCAACGGUUCUGGUUUCAUUGUCAGCAGUGAUGGGCUCAUAGUCACCAAUGCCCAUGUAGUGGCCAAUAAGAGAGGAGUCCGGGUCAAGCUAACCAAUGGGGAGACGUAUAACGCCACUGUGCAAGACGUCGAUCAAGUGGCGGACAUAGCCACUAUAAAAAUCAAUGCCCAGCACCCUCUCCCUACCCUCUCUCUGGGGCUGUCGUCGGAUGUGCGUCAGGGGGAGUUUGUGGUUGCCAUGGGCAGCCCGUUUGCCCUGAGGAACACCAUCACGUCAGGUAUUGUCUCUUCAGUCCAGCGGGGCAGCAAGGAGCUGGGUCUGUCCAAACCCAACAUGGACUAUAUCCAGACAGACGCUGCCAUCGAUUUUGGGAAUUCUGGAGGGCCUCUGAUUAAUCUGGAUGGUGAGGUGAUCGGCAUCAACACCAUGAAGGUGACGGCAGGGAUUUCCUUCGCGAUCCCCUCGGAUCACGUCAAACACUUCCUGAACCAAGCCACCGACAAGAAGAAGUCUCGAUUGGGGGUGUUGGACACCAAGCGGAGAUACAUCGGGGUCAUGAUGCUGACCCUGACUCCAAGUAUCAUUGCCGAGUUGAAGCUGAGGGAUCCCUCCUUCCCGGAUGUCACUUACGGGAUCAUGAUCCACCGGGUCAUCAUGGGCUCUCCAGCCAACAGGGCAGGUAUGAAGCCAGGUGACAUAGUGCUGGAGAUCAAUGGCACCAAGGUGAACACGUCAGAGGAGAUUUACAAUGCCGUGAGGACCAGCGACAGCAUCACCAUGGUGAUCAGAAGGGGUCAGGACCUACUCAGACUACACAUGACCCCAGAGUUCACAGAGUGAUGUCAUCAAACGUUGCCAGUUAGUGGAGCCGCAUGACAUUGAGGUAGUGUACGAAGAAGAGGACAGUUGGUGCACUGAAGAGGACGGGGAUACUGAAUGAUCCCACCCACAACAUGCUAUCACAUCACUGUCUGUGUGGUUCUACACAAUAAAUAAACCACAGGACAGAAGUCAUGUAAGAUAUAAGAUGGCCUAUUAACAGAUAGCAGCCGACUUUAAAGCCGAGUCCAGUCUGACUGAUAUACAAAUCACCUUGUAUCAUAAAUAACUACUCCAAUAUUAUUUGUAGAUCCAUCAGUCACAAUUUGCACGAUUACAUCGCAGUUUUGAUGCUCUCGAACUCUGCCUACCAUGGGUUUACAGUCGUGAGAUAAGAUGGGCUAUGAUUAACACAGUAUUAGAUACUGUAACUGAAGGCUGAAGGAAGUGACAGUUGGUUGUGACUGAUUGGGUUCAAACCAAGACACUGCCCUCAACAGACCACCAUGUGAUUUAUAAUGAAACAGAUACUUAUACUAACAUAUUGAGCUAUAAGGCUCUGCACUGAAGUAUUUACAGUUAUGACAUCAAUAUACAGUACAUCCAUCAUCAAUUAACUUGUAUUGUUCUGGGAUUUAAUUACAACUUCAUUGAAGAUCUGAUAUAACCAACAAGGGGUGUGAUUCAAUCCGGUCUGUGGUAGAUCCGCGUUAUAGCGUGCUUGACAUUUUAAAGGUAAUUUUUAAUACAGCCAACAUAUGAAAUGUUUACCAUUAAUGCCAUCUCUGAAAAUGCUGUGAAAUUGUCUUUAAAAGUUGCAUUGUCUACAAGUGCUUUCAGAUUUAAUCCCGCCCAAGGUUGUAAUUAGGGUUUUCAUUAUAAUACACUGUAUCAGUUGUGGCACAAUAUUUUUACUGAAAGUCACUACAAUAAACUAUUUUAAAAUCAGAUACAGUCCUACCAAUCUCAGCAUCCCAGAAUAGAAAACCUCAUGUUAGUCUGAGAGAUUACUGUACAACACACUUUACUUGUUUGUUUUUGGUAAAGCAGGUAGUAGGUUAGCAUAUUUCCCUUUCUACUUCCUGCCUGUGUCUUAAAUAGUGUGGUUUUAAAGGUUCAGGUUGGGUUGUGAGAAGUAGGUAUUGAUCUUAAGCCAAAAAAGUAAAUUAACAUGAGCACCACAAUGCCUAACUUCAGUGAUGCUCUACCAAGGGGUUCCAGCAGACAGCUUUGACCUACUACAGUAGCUAUGUUGGUCUAUUGUAUUUCAAACAACAUAUAGACAGGUUAGUUAGGAUUCAAAACUACUGUAGUAGGUCCAAGCUGUGUGCUGGAUAAUUUUAUUAGAGCAUUGAAGUAGGCAUUGUGGGGCUUAUGUGAUUUUCCUUUUUUGAUCACAGACAAAUGCCUGCCUGACAAUGUUGUUUAAUUUCCAUGGUUUUUUUUACACUGAAAGUAAUUAUACAACAUUUCCACAUGCAAAAGGUGUCUUUUUUUUGUAAUUUGCACUUCAAAUUAUGUUCUAAAAAUUGAAGUGUUGGAGCUGAAAAUGUGGACUCAAUUGUUAAACAAAUUUGUCAGAGAUGGAGAAGUAUGCACUCUGGAAAGAUAUGGAUAUGCAACCACCCCAGAUUUAGACAUUCGAGUGGUGUGACAGCCACAAACUCAAACAUAACAAAUGCAAAUACAUAUUACCUUACA
This is a messenger RNA of Oncorhynchus mykiss (rainbow trout), 3216 nucleotides long. RefSeq names its product serine protease HTRA2, mitochondrial. Gene Ontology annotation, biological process: programmed cell death; positive regulation of apoptotic process; proteolysis. The record is from RefSeq and is a predicted model, not a curated record. Gene Ontology annotation, molecular function: protein binding; serine-type endopeptidase activity. Lineage: Eukaryota; Metazoa; Chordata; Actinopteri; Salmoniformes; Salmonidae. Gene Ontology annotation, cellular component: mitochondrion.